AUGUUACUAACAUACCAAUCCCAUCUAUACAAAUCGCAGCUUGCUUCGCUGAGCAGUGAAAAGCUGAACAACACUCGGCACUCCCGACUGGAGGUGCUCUUCUUCAAUCGUGGAGCCAAAGUUGGAAGUGAAGCGCUGAUGGAACUCACCCAAACCAUGGCUCCCCACAAUAACAUGACGGUGGUUACCAAAGGACCAAUGGAAAUUAAGUCCCGCACCCGGUCUCCUAAAGAGCAAAUGAUACAGGCUAUUUGGGUGACCGAGUUGGAGCCAGGGACCAUAUACAUAGAGCAUUGCAAUUGGUUGGAUUUCCGCAGAUAUCAGCUACCAAGACCCAUCUACAUCAACUUGGUUCGCGAUCCCGUGGAGCGGGUGAUCAGUUGGUAUUACUACGUUCGUAGUGCAUAUCGCAAUGCCAUUCACCAUCGGCGAUUUCCCAACGCAACAAUUAAAUCGGAGAAGUGGUUCAAAAAGAGCUACAACGAUUGUGUUCGCAGUGGUGACCCCGAGUGUCAGUACGUGCCUGGAAGCAUUAGAGAUUCGGAGGGUAAUUAUAAAAGACAAACCCUGUUCUUCUGCGGUCACGACAGGGAGUGUCUACCCUUCGACUCUCAACGCGCCAUUCAACUAGCCAAAUUGCAUGUGGAGCGCGAUUAUGCAGUCGUAGGAACGUGGGAGGAGACCAACAUAACUCUGACGGUAUUCGAAGCGUACAUACCGAGGUUCUUCAAGGGAGUCAGGAAUAUCUUUGAGUUGCACAGCAAAAGCAUCCGAAAUCGGAAUCGCAAUAAUCGCAAGCCCCACAUAGAUGCGGAUGUCAGGGAGAUGGUAAGACGAAACUUUACCAACGAAUAUGAGUUCUACUACUUCUGCAAGCAGCGUUUGUAUAAGCAAUAUUUGGCCCUCCAAUUCGAGAAUAAUCUUCACUAAAUGGUCUUGAUUGCAAUACCCCAAAUAAAGAACUUGAACAUAGUUAAGUAAGAAGUGCGUUUUUAUAAACAAGAAUAAACCAAUCCUUAGGGACUGUUCCUAUUGAAUUGAGCUAUUUUAUUCGUACAGGGUCGCUAAAAAAAAGUUCCCCCAAGUUAUUCCUAUUUUACCCCAUUUGUCCUGAAUAGUUUCCCAUUCCCCCAAAUGCAUAUCAAACACCAAGGAUUUGAAGGUAAAUUACAUGAUACACUUAAAUUGAACCCUAUUUACAUUGAUAUUAUUUCUAAUAACUUUCUGUAUAUCCU
This is a messenger RNA of Drosophila mauritiana, 1235 nucleotides long. Its product is annotated as heparan sulfate 2-O-sulfotransferase pipe-like. The record is from RefSeq and is a predicted model, not a curated record. Lineage: Eukaryota; Metazoa; Arthropoda; Insecta; Diptera; Drosophilidae. Bases 1 to 930 code for a protein of 309 amino acids. The transcript is spliced from 4 exons. Gene Ontology annotation, cellular component: membrane. Gene Ontology annotation, molecular function: sulfotransferase activity.